GGGCGCCGGGGUCCGAGCCGCCCUGCCCGCCGUUGCCGGGCAGCCGCUCGGAGGCCCGGCCACACGGGGAACCUGGCGGCGCCGAGAGGUGUCUGUGGGGGACACCAGGACUGCAGAUCUCUCGCCAUGCAGAAGCCAGUCAGCUCCUGCUGGACCUCCCUGGGCCUGAAGGGGAGCCACCACCCGGUGACAUCUGCUGGUGCAUCCCUCACCCCUGUCGCUGGCAGCUUGGGGUGGAGCCACAUGCAGGCCGGCUAGACUGGCGGUCCCCCCAGGCCUGGCUCCUGGACUAUGCCGGCCAGGCUGUGGAGCCUGGGGUACUCGGAGCCAGCUCCCCAGCAGCCUGAGGACACCAUGUUCAAGGGUUGGCUGCCCAACACUGACAAAGACCUCACCUCCAACCCGGGGUCCCCACCCACUAGCAACUGUCAGGGUCCUGAGAAGAGCCCAGCUCUCCCUUCAAACAUCUCAGCCAAGAGCCAUGAUGACCCACAGACUAAGGCAAAACUCUUUGCCCCGAAACCACCACCAAUGAGGCCCCGGCUGGAACGUGCUCUGUCCCUGGAUGAGAAAAGUUGGAGGAGGAGACGUUUUCGGACCAGCCAGGAGGACCUGGAUUCCCAGAAUGGGACCAGCCCAUCCAGGGGCUCCCUGAAGGAGGAGCCCUCUGGGCCUUCCACCCACUGUGGCCCCCUACCCUGCCUAAGCACAUCCCUGCAGGAAAUCCCCACCUCACGCAGAGCCCCCAGCAAUGCGGGUGGGAACCCCACCUCAUGGGGUAGCUGCUUAUCGGGCAUGAUCAGCACCUCCUUGGACGUCCUGCACCGUGACGGGGUGGGGAGCACCCCUCGGCUGGCCAGCAUGCUGGCUCCACGCUCGCUGCCCGCCAUGGACCUGAAUGUGACCUCAGACUCCUUGCGCACGGCCAACAAGGUUGAUGCCAACCAUGCUGACUACAAGCUUGGCCUUCAGGCCCGGUUGUUCAGGGCUCAUAGCAGCCUGGGCCCUGGUCUUCCCCCAAGCCCUCUGUCUUUUGACAACUGUUCCCUUCGUUCAGCCAAGUCCUCCUUCAGCCUUCUGGCACCCAUUCGAGCCAAGGAUGUUCGCAGCAGGAGCUACCUGGAGGGAAGCCUCCUGGCAAGCGGGGCCCUGAUGGGGGCCGAGGAGCUGGCCCGCUACUUCCCAGACCGGAAUCUGGCACUCUUCGUGGCCACUUGGAACAUGCAGGGCCAGAAAGAGCUCCCUACAAACCUGGACGAGCUCCUGCUGCCUGCUGAGGCCGACUUUGCACAGGACCUGUAUGUGGUCGGGGUCCAGGAGGGCUGUUCGGACAGGCGGGAAUGGGAGACCCGCCUGCAGGAGACUCUGGGCCCCCACUACGUGAUGCUGUACUCCACAGCCCACGGGGCGCUCUACAUGUCUGUGCUCAUCCGCAGGGACCUCAUCUGGUUCUGCUCAGAGGUGGAGAGCUCCACAGUGACCACGCGCAUCGUGUCUCAGAUCAAAACCAAGGGCGCCUUGGGUGUCAGCUUCACAUUUUUUGGCACCUCCUUCCUCUUCAUCACAUCCCACUUCACCUCGGGAGAUGGGAAGGUGAACGAGCGGCUGCUGGACUACACCAAGACCGUGCAGGGCCUCACCCUGCCCAAAAAUGUGCCGGAAACCAGCCCCUAUCGCUCAGACUCAGCGGAUGUCACCAGCCGGUUCGAUGGGGUGUUCUGGUUUGGAGACUUUAACUUCCGCCUGAGCAGUGGGCGUGCGGCUGUGGAGGCCAUCCUGAAGCAGGAUGUGGGGGCCAGGGUGCCAGCCCUGCUGCAGCAUGACCAGCUCACCAGGGAAAUGAGGAAAGGGUCCAUCUUCAAGAGCUUCCAGGAGCCAGACAUCCACUUUCUCCCAUCUUACAAGUUUGACAUUGGGAAGGAUUCCUACGACACCACCUCCAAGCAGAGGACACCCUCCUACACUGACCGGGUCCUGUACAGAAGCCGCCACAAGGACGAUAUCUGUGCCCUCAAGUAUGCCUCCUGCCCCGGUGUUAAGACAUCUGACCACCGCCCUGUGUAUGGCUUGUUCCGGGUGAAAGUGAGGCCAGGAAGAGACAAUAUCCCGCUGGCUGCAGGCAAGUUUGAUCGGGAAUUGUACUUACUAGGAAUUAAAAGGCGGAUUUCCAAAGAGAUCCAGCGACAACAGGCACUGAAGAGUCAGAACUCCAGUGCCAUCUGCACUGUCUCCUGAAGCAGGCUGUGAAGAUGGAGCACAGGAAACGAUGGAAGAGGGUGCACUGGGGCCUCCUGAGCCUCUGAGGUGCUGACAGGCCCCUUCAAUUAGCAGUCCUAGGCAUCAGCACCCUUGCUUUCUGCCCAACCCACUGACACUUUCCUAACUUCCUGAUUGCAAGCUGCCCUGACUCCCUGGCACAGGUGAGGACGGAAGGAUUUCUGAUCCAUGCACACAUGCCAGAGCCAGGCUGAAGCUGUGGUUUAAAAAGCAGAACACAUCUUCUGAGGAUGGGCUGGGAUGACAAUACUGGUCUUGGGCCUUAGGGAGCUGGCCCAUUUUUCUGGCCUCUUAAUUCCAGCCCCUGCGCCUCUAGCAGCAGCUGUUAAUGGCAGUACUAUGUGUCAUGCAGGCCUAAGGAAUCUGGAAGCUCGGGGUCACUGUGACCUUGCCAGUUUAGGCUAACCCCACCACCCCUACUUCCAGAUUUUUUUUUUCCCCUUGGAGAGGUAUAGAGCCCAGUGUCUCUUCAUAGCUUAUCCUAUUUCUUGAAGGAAAAACAAAACCACCACCAAACUUUCAUUGUGUAAACCUCUGGGGGCAUUAAGUCUAGUCUUUUAAAUUAUUUUUUCCAUAUUUAUAUUUUUUAAAUAAAUGCAUAUAUUGAAUCUUAAAGCUCCUGCUGGCCAAAGACUGAGCUCUGGGGACAACAAGCAGAGUUGAUUGUUACUGUGGAUUGUGUCACAUAGGUGUCCUGGUGGGUGGCAGGUGGAGGGGCAUUCAGGAAAGCAGGAGUAAACCUGUAGCAAACAAACUACCAGUAGCUCCAGACAUAUGGAAUAUGGGCUUAGAGCAGUGCACACCCAACCUCUGGAGACAAACAGGAGUAGUUCCAUCAACAAGGCGGCAAAGCCAAUCCCAGUUAAUUUCAAGCUAUUGUCUACAUGUAUAAAAUUUUGCUCUGA
Erinaceus europaeus (western European hedgehog) is the source of this 3182-nucleotide messenger RNA. It is a transcript of the gene INPP5E, whose product is annotated as inositol polyphosphate-5-phosphatase E. The transcript has 11 exons. The record is from RefSeq and is a predicted model, not a curated record. Gene Ontology annotation, molecular function: inositol-polyphosphate 5-phosphatase activity. The coding region runs from base 292 to 2235 and encodes 647 amino acids. NCBI's taxonomy places the organism in Eukaryota, Metazoa, Chordata, Mammalia, Eulipotyphla, Erinaceidae. Gene Ontology annotation, biological process: phosphatidylinositol dephosphorylation.